Molecule: messenger RNA, 1182 nt
Organism: Penicillium malachiteum
Lineage: Eukaryota; Fungi; Ascomycota; Eurotiomycetes; Eurotiales; Aspergillaceae
Product: replication factor C subunit 2
Exons: 4
Coding region: 1-1182 (393 amino acids)
Biological process (GO): DNA repair; DNA-templated DNA replication
Cellular component (GO): nucleus; DNA replication factor C complex
Molecular function (GO): DNA clamp loader activity; DNA binding; ATP binding
Source: RefSeq, a predicted model, not a curated record
AUGGCUGCCACAUUCUUCAACAAUAAGGCCCGUGCUGCGGCUGCAGCUACAUCCAGCAGCUCCAAGGCUAAGGCAGGUGACAACAAGGAAGAAUCAAACCGAAUGCAGCCCUGGGUUGAGAAAUACCGACCUAAGAGCCUGGACGAUGUCGCUGCCCAAGAUCAUACUACUAAAGUCCUUCGGCGCACUCUGCAAGCCUCCAAUCUUCCUCAUAUGCUCUUCUAUGGGCCUCCAGGAACGGGUAAAACGUCCACCAUCCUUGCACUCGCCAAAUCCCUCUUCGGCCCCGCCCUUUACCGCUCCCGUAUCCUGGAAUUGAACGCCUCCGAUGAGCGAGGUAUCGGAAUUGUCCGUGACAAAGUGAAGAAUUUCGCACGUGCCCAAUUAUCCCAGCCCAAUGGCCUCGAUGCUGAAUACCGCGCAAAGUACCCCUGCCCUCCGUUCAAGAUCAUCAUUCUCGACGAGGCAGACAGCAUGACACAAGAUGCGCAGUCCGCCCUGCGCCGCACGAUGGAACAGUACAGCCGCAUCACGCGAUUCUGUCUCGUGUGUAACUAUGUAACCCGCAUCAUCGAGCCACUGGCUAGUCGAUGCAGCAAGUUCAGAUUCAAGUCACUUGAUAAUUCGGCGGCUGGCGACAGAUUGGCUGUGAUUGCGCGCGCGGAGAAUCUGAAGCUUGAGGAUGGUGUGAUUGACACACUGAUCAGGUGCGGGGAGGGUGAUUUGCGUCGGGCUAUUACUUACUUGCAGAGUGCGGCACGUCUAGUUGGUGCUACCCAGGCGGCUGCCAAGGAUGGUGAUGACGACCAGGAGAUGACGGAUGCUGGUACCACAGAUUCGGGGACUAUUACGAUCCGAAGUAUUGAAGAAAUUGCCGGUGUUAUCCCGGACAAUAUUGUAGAUCAGAUUGUGAACGCCAUGCAGCCCAAGGGAUCUGGAUCCGCAUAUGAGGCUGUUUCGAAGGUUAUCACAGACCUUGUGGCUGACGGGUGGAGUGCCACACAACUUAUUGGCCAGCUCUACCGACGGGUUGUGUUCAAUGAGGGCAUUCCGGAUCGACAGAAGAACAAGAUUGUCCUCGCCUUUUCAGAAAUUGAUAAGCGACUUGUUGAUGGAGCAGAUGAGCAUCUAUCUGUCCUGGACCUGACUCUGCGUAUCGCAGGGAUCCUGCGCGAGGCUUGA